Molecule: messenger RNA, 1477 nt
Organism: Vicugna pacos (alpaca)
Lineage: Eukaryota; Metazoa; Chordata; Mammalia; Artiodactyla; Camelidae
Gene: PRSS33
Product: serine protease 33
Biological process (GO): proteolysis
Molecular function (GO): serine-type endopeptidase activity
Source: RefSeq, a predicted model, not a curated record
CUUCCUCCUCCAGGAACUGCUGGGACACUGGCGUCUGCAGCCUGCGGGCAGCCUCGUGUUUCAAGUCGAAUCGUGGGGGGCCGAGACGCCCGAGACGGAGAGUGGCCUUGGCAGGCGAGCAUCCAGCACCGCGGCGCACACGUGUGCGGGGGCUCGCUCAUAGCCCCCCAGUGGGUGCUGACGGCGGCACACUGCUUCCCGAGGAGGGCGCUGCCGUCGCAGUACCGCGUGCGCCUUGGGGAGCUGCACCUGGGUCCCGCCUCACCCCGCGCUCUCUUGGCGCCUGUGCGGAGGGUGCUGCUGCCCCCGGACUACUCGGAGGACGGGGCUCGGGGCGACCUGGCGCUGCUGCAGCUGCGCCGCCCAGUGCCCUUGAGCGCCCGAGUCCAGCCCGUCUGCCUGCCGGAGCCUGGGACUCGGACACCACCUGGCACACCAUGCUGGGUCACUGGCUGGGGCAGCCUCCACCCGGGAGUGCCACUCCCAGGGUGGCGACCUCUGCAGGGAGUAAGGGUGCCACUCCUGGAUGCUCACACCUGUGACCGCCUAUACCACAAGGGCACCAACGUGCCCCGUGGCGAGCACAUAGUGCUGCCAGGGAGUCUGUGUGCUGGCUACGUCGAGGGCCAUAAGGAUGCCUGCCAGGGUGAUUCUGGAGGACCCCUGACCUGCGUGAAGUCUGGGCGCUGGGUCCUGGUGGGUGUGGUGAGCUGGGGCAAGGGCUGUGCCCUGCCCAACCGUCCAGGUGUCUAUACCAAUGUGGCCACUUACAGCCCCUGGAUUCAGGCUCGCCUCAGCCUCUGAUGCAGUGAUACUGGCCUGAAACCAGACACUGGGGGUCCCUCAGCUGCCUGGUCCCUCUGGGGAUCUGCACAUCCCCUUCCUCAUCCCUGGCCCUUCUGACUUCAGGCUCAGAGGCUUGAUAAAGCUAAAAGGCCAUCCACCCAUCCAUCCCCCACCUCCUCCUUGGGGUGCACCAAACUGGAGCUGUCAACCCUCCUCCAAGAGCCUCCCGUAUGUCCGGGAGUCUCACACUCCCUUCCUCUACUUCCUGCUCAUAUUUACUCUUCUCAGCUCUGACCAGGGUACCCAAAGACUGGCAAGUGAGUUGGUACUUGGUCUGGUCUGUGUGCCCCUCUUUUCUGGAGGAAGUCAGGGGGAUUCACAUGGGAGAGGGAUUCAUCACCAAGGAGAUGAUUCUCCAUUACUAGCUCUGAAGAUGGUGGGGUCAUGUGGCAGGGAGCUGAGGACAGCCCUCAGCUGACUGCCAGCAGGGAAAGGGAGCCCUUAGCGCCACAGCUGCAAGGAACCAAACCCAGCCAAUCACCUGAACAAGCUUGGAGGUGAACUCUUCCCCUGGCCUCCAGAUAAGAGUCCUGACAGGCUAAGGCUUUGAUUUCAGCCUGGUGACACCCUAAGCAGAGAACCCAGCGGAGCCCACCCACAGAGUUGUGAUUUAAUAAAUUUGUGUUAUGUA